AUGAAGGUGGUGUUUCUGGCGGCCGCUCUUCUUGCUUUGGUCUCUAUGUCCCGGGUCCAGGCCCUGUGGCUGGGAAGGCUGGAUCCUAAGCAGUUCCUUGGGCCCUGGUACAUCCUGGCGAUGGCCUCCCGUGCCAAGGACUUCAUGGUGGAGAAGGACAUGAAAAAUGUAGAAGGCGUCCUGGUGACUCUCACUCCAGAUAACAAGCUGAGAGUUCUGUCUUCCCGGCAGGGGCCAGAUGGGUGUCGUCAGAGCAUGGUGGAGCUGCUGAAGCAGAAUUCUCGAUGGGUGUUUGAGAAUCCCUCUAUUGGCGUGCUGGAUUAUCGGGUGCUGGGCACUAACUUCAAGGACUACGCCGUCGUCUUCACACAGCUGGAGUUUGGGGAUGAGGCCUUCAACACAGUGGAGCUGUACAGUCGGACAGAGGUGGCUAGCUAUGAGGCCAUGAAGCUGUUCACCAAAUGGAGCCAGGGUCUGGGUUUCCGUGCCCAGCAGCAGGCGCAGCUGCGGAAGGACCUCACGUGUGCACACAAGAUCCUCCAGUGACGCCCCACCCCAGAGAUAGCAUCACAUCCUCGCAUCCUGGUGGAGGUGGACAGGCACUGUCUUUACUCAGCGGCUAGAGGUGCUGGUGUUGGUUCUCUG
Messenger RNA from Microtus oregoni (creeping vole), 645 nucleotides. RefSeq names its product lipocalin 6 (gene Lcn6). Bases 1 to 546 code for a protein of 181 amino acids. NCBI's taxonomy places the organism in Eukaryota, Metazoa, Chordata, Mammalia, Rodentia, Cricetidae. The transcript has 7 exons. The record is from RefSeq and is a predicted model, not a curated record. Gene Ontology annotation, molecular function: small molecule binding.